AUCAAAUUUACAAACCACGUGUGUUUUUUUCAUUCAUUCUCGCUCAAUUUUUGACUCAGUUGAAAGUUUUUUAAUUAUUUCUUCAAAAACGAUGGCAAAACCUAAAGCUGAUCAAAGUUUAAUUAGAAAAAUUCAAAAACCUAAAACACGUCGUGGUAAAAGAAUUCUUGAAAAACGUGAACCACAAUUAAUUGAAGAUGUUAAACGUGCUGUAUUGUGUCGUUGUUCAACUGCUAAUCAAAAAGGUGUUCAAUUACUCAAAGAUUUCAGUGCAAUUAAAAAACCAAAUGCAGUAUUUUUAAAUCGCAAAGAAUCUUGGCAACCAUUCAAUGAUGUUUCAUCAAUUGAAUUUGUGUCCAGAAAAAAUGAUAGUGCACUUUUUGCCUAUGCAUCAAAUUCAAAAAAACGUCCAAAUAAUAUUGUGAUUGGACGUACCUAUGAUGGAAAUGUUCUUGAUAUGGCUGAAUUUGAAUUCAAUAAUUAUCUUUCAUUGUCUGAAUUUCAAAAACCAAAAAUCACUUUGGGCACUAAACCGAUCAUUUUAUUCAGUGGUCAAAUGUUCGAAACAAUGCCCGAUCAUCAACGAAUAAAAUCAUUAUUACUUGAUUUCUUUACCGGACCUAAUGUUGAACAGAUUAAUCUUCAUGGUUUAGAACAUGUAAUACAUUUCAUAGAAAUUGAUAGUAUAAUUAGUAUGCGUUCAUAUAGAAUAUUAUUGAAAAAAUCUGGUUCACGUUUACCUCGUGUUGAAUUGGAAGAGAUUGGACCACGAGUAGAUUUCACAUUACGACGUACACAAUUUGCUCCGGAUGAUCAGUUUAAAAAAUCAUUGAAACAACCAGAUGCUGUAUUACGAAAACAAGGCCAGAAAAGAAAACCCGAAGAAAAAAAUAUAUCGGUCGAUGUUUUUGGUACAACUUUAGGACGUAUACAUAUGGAACAACAAGAUUAUAAUAAAUUACAAUUACGAAAAGAACGAAUUGCUUCUUUACGUCAAUUGCCUAGUCGUUCUUUUGUUGGUGUUGGUGUUCAAAGUAAAGUCAUACAAAGUCAUACAAACAAUAAUUUAUUUCGUAAUUGUGAUUCAAUUUUACGAAAUGUUUGUGUUUCAAGUUUUUGUAAAGUAUGACUUAAUUCUAAAUAGGGGGGAGUGUUGUAGUAUAUUUAGAAUUUAGUAAUUGAAUUAUACUUAGAUUAAUAUAAAUAUGUGAACACUUGAGUUAAAUAAAGCUAAGCGUA
Molecule: messenger RNA, 1239 nt
Organism: Dermatophagoides pteronyssinus (European house dust mite)
Lineage: Eukaryota; Metazoa; Arthropoda; Arachnida; Sarcoptiformes; Pyroglyphidae
Gene: Non3
Product: Ribosome production factor 2-like protein Non3
Biological process (GO): ribosomal large subunit assembly; maturation of LSU-rRNA from tricistronic rRNA transcript (SSU-rRNA, 5.8S rRNA, LSU-rRNA)
Cellular component (GO): nucleolus
Molecular function (GO): rRNA binding
Source: RefSeq, a predicted model, not a curated record